AUGGCCGAGGAUAAGCACAAGUUGUUUGUUGGCAGCUUACCGCCAGACAUCACGGAUGAUGAGAUCAAGACCGCCUUCGGGACGUAUGGCAACGUCCUGGAACACCACAUCAUGCGAGGUAAGUCCACUUCCGGGCAGGCCUGCGCGUUCGUGGUGUACGACAGUAAACCGUCUGGCGACAGCGCCAUCAGCGGCAUGGACAACGCGCUCACUUUGAGAGAGGGAGGGAACCCAAUCCGGGUGUCCUGGGCGAAGAAUCAGCGAGGUGGCGGCGGCUUCUCCGGAGGUGGAGGAGGCUGUGGUGGAGGCUUCGGCGGUAGCUGCGGAGGCGGUGGGUAUGGCGGCUGCGGAGCCUCCUAUGGUGGCUUCGGUGGUGGCUGUGGAGGCUGCGGCGGCUUCGGAGGCUGUGGCUGUGGUGGAUGCGGUGGCUGCGGUGGCUGUGGCUGUGGCGGCUGCGGCUUUGGAGGAUGCGGAGGCUGCGGCGGUUGCGGGGGUUGCGGUGGCUGCGGCCCUGGGGGCUGUGGCUGCGGCGGCUGCGGCUGUGGCGGCUGGGGUGGCGGCUGCGGUUGCGGCGGUGGCUGUGGCAAAGGAGGCCAGUGGCAAGGAGGUGGUGGCCAGUGGCAAGGGGGCGACGGUGCCGUGGCCAAAGCGAAGCUUUUCGUCGGGAAUCUCCCGCCGGACAUCACACCUGAGGUUCUGACACAAGUCUUUGGGACUUAUGGCAAUGUCGUCAACGUCCACGUCAUGGCCGGCAAGUCCAAGAGCGGUCAGAGCUGUGCAUUUGUCGAGUACUCCAACACCACAGAAGCAGAAACUGCCGUUCUGACGCUUCACGAGAAGUAUGAGAUUCGCCCAGGAGAUGGGCACAUCCUCGUGAAAUUUGCGCAGUCUGGCAGUGCUCGCCCGGGCCCGCUGGGUAUUAGUGACUUCAUGACGGAUGGCAAGGGUCUGAGCGGUCUACGGAGCUCCCAAGCGCUCAUCUCAAGCUCACUUGCAGAGGUCGACGGGAACCUGGCUGAGGGGUGCCUUGUCCUGUUCGUCCAUGGCUGGAGCAUCUCUGUGCACUGGGCUGAAGGGGAGGACGGAUACGACGAGAAGGAUAAGGGGCCACUGGUCUACCAAGAGAGCAAGCUCUUCAAUAGCGAGACUUUCCUGAUCAACGUAUACGACCAUACGAAGCGGCGGGCAGUCACUUUCGAAACUUAUGGCCUGGAGACGCAGGAUCAGUUUCACAUCCAGUACAGCUACCAGGACUUCGAUGGACUCUUUCGCUUCAAUGCCGAGCUGAUGAAUCCCAAUCGGAAAGAAGGCCGAUUUCAUUGGAUUGCGGAGCGGAUGGCCAUUCUCACGGUCGGCAAAGACCGGCAGCUGAAGCUGCAGCCGGAGCCGACGCCAGAGGUGCCGGAGCUUCCCAUUUAUGAGACGGUGCGAAAGAUCCCCACGGGACGCAUGGACUUGAAAGAGCGUCAAAGGCUGCGCGAACAAAUGGACAUGCUAGACAUCAAGCGCAAUGAGAACAUUGCGAAGCGAAAGCAGGAGUCCAGACAGAAGUUUCUGCAACAUGUCUUCUGGCUGAAGGAGGAGGACAAGAGGCUCAAGCGGGAGCAUCACGAGAAGCUCGAAGCCGAGCGCACUCGUCGAGUCCAGAUGAAGGAGGAGCUCGAAAGAAGACAAAAGGAGGCGAGCCGCCUCGAGAAGGAGCGACAGCGACAGCGCCGGAUUGCCGUCGAGGCAAAGGAGGAGCGCAUCGAAGAGCGCGAUGCGGAAGACUACAGGCAGCUCCGUGCCAGAUGGAAGAUGCGAGACGCCGAACGAGCCAAGGCGAUCGCAGAGGCCAUCGGGCGCAAGGAGCUUGACCUUGCGGAGCUGCGAAAGAAGCAGGCCGAGGAGAAGAAGGAGGCGGAAGAGAUCAUGCGAAAGCGUCAGGGUGCCUGGGACGCCCGAGAGGAGCGAAUUCGCCGAAAAAGCCAAGCAUGGCUAAAAGCAGUCCUCGAAGUCAAGGCUGAACGGCUGCGUAUGGCCAAGAUGAUGCAGGAGCGAAAUCAGGAGUACCUGAAUCUGCUCCAUAGCCUCCGCCAGCCGAUCUUCGAGGCGCAGCUGAAGAGGAUGGAAGAGCGCAAGUUGGCUGCAGAGGCCAUUGCCCAGUCGACCGCCGCGUACCACGAGAAGCGUGCUGUACCGAAGAAGGUCAAGAAGAAGGGCAAGAAUGCGCAGAAGGACGACAUGUCCAAGGAGGGCAACAAGCGGUCUAGCCGCACUGGUGUCCAGGAGUCUGGCAAGUCAGACACGGACAAAGUCCUUGACGCUGUGGAAGCCAAGAUGCGCGCUGAAAUGGAAGAGCAGCACCGACGAGCAAAGUUCGAGAGACUGCGUGACAAGCGCAUCAAAGACCUCCAGGAGGCUCGAAAGCAAAAGUGUGCCGCCCACAUGGCUGCCGUCGGCUCGGACUGGUCUGAUUUUGCAUGUAAAGUAUUUCAGACGCAACGCGGCCUCCGGCAAGUUGGCAUGGAGGCUUUCGAGCUGGACUCAGAGCCAUCAGAACCUUCAGCACGGCGUCGGAGCCUUGUGCUGGACAGCGAUGGCUCCUUCCAUUCUGGCCAGGCGGCUUCCGCCGGCAGUGCGCCUGGGGCUGGAAGCAGCUUCAGUGCUUACGCCAACGCGACGAACACCAUCCUUGGAGCUGGGACUCUGGCUGUGCCGAUUGCGAUGAGCAGCGCAGGACUUGUCUCCUACGAGCUGAUCACGCUCUUCGUGGUGUUUGUGAACUUCACGACGGUGAACUGGCUGGCCACGGUUUCCGACCAUCUGCCGAAAGGGAUGCCACGCAACUACGAAGGCAUCUCUCGUAAGUACCUUGGAGCGGCUGCGUCCCACGUAAUCUCUCUUGUCUUCAUUUUCGGCAGUCUUGCCCUGGGCAUGUCGUACAUGCUCUUCACGGCACAGUCGCUGGCACCCAUCUUGGCCGGCUGGAUGUCACCAUCUCAUGAGCUUCCCAGUGAAUCAGAGGUGAGUCACCUGUCUCGGAUACUUCUUUGGGGCUUGGGUCUUGGGGUGGUGCUACCUCUAAGCCUGUUGCGCGACAUUUCGAAGCUGAAGUUCACCUCGACUGCAGCGAUCUUUGCCUUGGCCUAUGCUGCUGGAUUCAUCGUCUUCUGCAACUUGGAAGCACUCGCAGCACAGCCCAGAGCCGGCAAAGGCUUCCAGUUUGUCAAUGUGCACUCGGACUUCUUUCUCAGCUUGGCCAUGACGACUUCCAACUUUUCUUGCCACAUCUCGGCGAUUCCCAUCUACGAGUCCCUAGCUUCUAGAAAUGCUGAUAUAAUGAAGAGGGUGGUGGCUUUGGCAUUAGGGACUUCCGGGCUCUUCUACCAAGUGGUGGGGCUUACCAGCUACUGUCGCUUCGGCCGAUUGGAAGCUGGCCAGGGCAACAUUCUGGAAGUGGUGGCCGAGAGUAUUAGCCUCCUGGAAACGCCUUUGAGAUUCACACUGGUAUCUCUGGCCAGUGCCGGCGUCGCGUUCUGCCUGGCUUUUUCCAUGCCGGUGGUAAUGUGGGCUCUUCGUUCUGUCAUCCUGAGCUACUACCAAGCGGCAUGUGCUGCAAUGGCACGCAGCGCAGGGCUCCCGGCAGAGGACGUCUCUGAGGUUGAAAAUGGCGAACCCUCAAUGCUGGAAUGGUGCAUUGCUACAUCCUUUCUCAUGGUGGUGAUUCUCACUCUUGCCACGCUGGUCCCGGAUGUCCAAGUGAUCAUGUCAUUAGGCGGAUCACUUGGAGGUACUUUCAUUGCAUUUAUGUACCCGGCUUUGUUCCACCUGACGGUUGUUAAGAAAGUGCGAUCGGCGCGCCAGAUGCUGCGGCUGGAGCACGGUGCAGAGCUCGGAGUCAUCGGCAUGAGCAUUCUCUACGGCAUUCUCUGUCUGUCAAUUUCGCUGAGACAAGUGUACAAGGAGUUUCUGGAGUCUUCUGAGCUCGAGCCCCCUGUGACAGAAGUGCGGGAAGCAUACCGAAAGAAGAAGUUCGAAGAGGAGCAGAAGGCAACUGAACGACGGCUGAUUCAGAAGGAGAGAGAGGCUGAAAUCCAGGCGUCCGCGGAGAAGAAGAAGCAGGACCUGGAACGCCUCCAACGCUUGCGUGACCAGAACAUCCUCCGCAAGGAGAAGGAGCGCAUCGCCCGUCUGGCGGCGAUGGUUGUGUGGGCUGUGCCCAGAGAUGGCAUGGUCCGACGAUCUCCCUUCCAGCAGGUUUCCGUGCGGUUGCAUGCUCAAGACAUCCCUGCGACUCAGAGAGUCCCGAAUUCAGCGCCGAAAGACGCGGCUUUCCAAGUUAUUUUCAACAAGCAAAUCAGCGAGCAUGUGGCAUUUGCCGGGAGGGAGUCUGAUGUGGAGGUCUACGAAGCAAAGCAGGAUCAUUGGAUAGGCGCAUCAUGUGAUGUGAUGGCGGAGAAAGCAAAUGGCGGCAACGCCGACGAGGAGGAAGCGGUUAUUGAAUCCGAUAUCAACUUGCAGCAGCAGCUCUUCGCCCUGUUGGCUCCUCAUCGGAAGGUGGAGCCGCGGGACGAGGAAGGCAACAGUGGUGCGUUGCUGGAGCUGGUGGCUGAGACCCCGGCGAGCGAGCGGGAUGCCAAGGCCGUUCGGGAGGAGGUGCCAAGAGGUCGAGGGGCAGAGGCUUCUCUAACACCGAGCUGUGUCGUGGAGCUGAAUGCUCCGCGACAAGAAGCGGUGCCGGAGAACGAUGCAGACGGCGACACCGAGCCCGAGUCGAAGAGUUUGUCGGAACCUUCUGAAGAUGGCCUGGCCCAGUUCGAAGACGAAGACACGGAGGAGGAGGAGGACGCCUGCAUGGAGGAGGUCAUGGCGCGGCCCGUGGAGGUGGAGGAGCUGCCGAGAAAGGCGCCCGCGGCGCCCGUGAUCCCAGAGUUGCCGCCCAGGCUGAAGCUCCUGAAGCAGCUGAUAGAGGCGCCUGGGGGUGCUUGCGAGGCGGCCCAGAUGACCUAUCAGGAUUUCUUGCGACGGCUUUGUCAGCGCGCUGCUGAGAAUGGCCGAAGCGAUGCCGCCCGCAGCAAAGUGUCUUUCAGUAUGAAGACCACUCCGGUGAUGCGAUUCGCCACUUUUGCACGGCAUCGUCGCCUACACGGUCCGGUGGUGGAGGGGUCAAUCGUGGUCGAUGACGAUGACGAUGCAGGCAGCCGUGACCAAGACGAAAAGGUGCCCAUGGCGCCGCUCCCGAAGGUUGCCGAGCCCGGGCGCCCCGAGGCUCCGACGGAGGCCAGGAAGGAGCUGGAUGCAGCAUACAAGGCACCGACGGCUUGCGUGGCGUUGCUGCGCCAGUACUUCAGCCAGGAGCGCUUCCUGGGAGUGUUGAACGGUGCUUUGAUCUUCGAGGCUGACGGAGUCCAAUACCCUUUGCAGACUGUGACACCAAUCCGCUGCACCCCUUCCACGAGCUCAGAGCUCCUUAGCCUUGGGUCACUUUUUGCCGCGGCCAUUCUGCAGGACAAGUAUGAAGGGCAUGCGACGCCGGCUUUCCUGAAAAGAUUUGAAGCUAAGAAGCUUCGGUCUGCCCAUGCGCAGAUUCUGUCUGCCUAUCUGUCGGGCAGGACCGACAGCUGCAGCUUACUCUUGAGCCGUGCGAAGACCCAGAAGGCUUCCGAAGCUCGGCCUUCCUUGCUGAACGAGGAGGCUUUGGGCGGCCGCUGUAAGUCAGCGACGAAAGCUCCGAUGCCAGUGGAAGAGUUGCGAUCUCUGCCCGGACAGGCGCUUUGCAGCACCGGUUUCAGAGAUCUCCAGAAUGGGGAGCACUGGAUGUCGCAGAUGUACCCGUGCAACAGCUGCGCAGCUCUGGAAGUGUUACACCGACAGAUGCCAUCCCCGCGACUUGAUGGCCUGGAUGCACCGCGCUGGAUUGCAUCCGCCCACAUCGUGAUUUUCCAUUACUACCAGUCAACCGGUGUCAGGUAUUUCGAGUUCGGUGGCCUUUGGACACAGUUCUUCUUCAUACUGGGAGGUUUCAUCUUGUCCUACACUGAAAUCUCAAAACCACAAGGAGGCAGCACUCCCACCGUGGUGCAAUACCUCCAGAAGCGACUUGUGACCAUUUACCCGCUUCACUUCGCAACACUGUUGAUGUGUGUCUUAGACCGUUCCGAGCGAAGCCUCUUCGAAUGGUGCUGUUUGCCGUUGAAUGCUCUGCUGCUUCAGUCGAUCGUCCCAAUCUGCUACGAGAACACGUGUGCUUCCUACAUGUACAACGGCGUGAGCUGGUUCCUCUCGCCCUUGCUGGUAUACUGGAUCUGUGUCCGUCCCCUUUCGCGCCUAUUUCGAACAACAUCGCUGAGUACAUGCAUGAUCUGUCUCGCAGGUUGCUGGCUGUGUUCACUUCUUCCUUUGGCUUUGUACCCCGAUGAGAACAGCGGUGGUUCGGAGUAUGCGCGACUGGUCCUUUCGAACCUGGUGCAGGCGACACCGAUUGCUUACUUCCACGUGUUCCUGUCCGGAGUGGUGGCUUCUCGCAUCUUCGUCCUUCUCUGCUGUGUGGACAAAGAAACAGGACUGCCGCCGUCGGAAGGAACAAAGGAUCUAGUGCUCGACACGGAGCGGGCACCAUUGGUGCUCAGAUACGGCUGCAUGCUCGGAUACCUCCUGUGGGCCGGGUUGGUCAUCAGUUGGUCCUUCUUGGAACCUGGUAUCAGCAACGGGCUUCACCAUGGAAAAGUGUAUUGGAUGUUUCACAACGGGGGUUUGAUCCCGAUCCUGGUGCUCAUCCUGCUGGGCUGUGGGCUAGGUGAGGAUCCCUUGGUGAAGCAUCUCUUCCGCACGCACGUGUUCCGCAUCCUGGGACGGAUCUCAUAUUCCCAGUAUCUCUUGCAGGAUCCGGUUUCUUCAUUCUUGGCCUUCUACCUUAUCCCGGACCGCCACGGACCAUGGGGCCACAAUCCCAUACCAGAUAAGUUCCUCACUGUGUACCCCUUUGUGCUGUUGCCGUCGGCGUACUUCAUUGAGAGCUACUUUGUUCAGCCCUACGUCCUUUGGCUCCGGCACCAGCUCAAGGAACCGAGCUCCAACUGCUCUGACUGUGGUCUGGGAUGCAGAAGGUGGUGUUCAGCACUCUUCGAAGUUUUCCCGCAUAGACGGAAGAAAGACCCGGAGUCCGUGCUCGGCGUUGACCCACAAUGCCUGGCAGCCGUUGCAGAGAGUGCAGAGGACUCCGCCCAGGAGGCCAUCAAUGCCAUCGAGCCUCAGUACCACAAACGUGUUGUGGUCGUACCCGAUUACGAACGCAUGCAGAUGGAGGAGGAAGAGGUCUCUGCCUCUCAAAGCAAUGGCAGCCAAAGCAACGACGAAGAGUCAGGUUCAGGCUCGGGCGAGUCGACAGUCGUUGGCGAGAGUGGAGAGUGGAGCGAUGCGGAGCGGCAGAGCGGCUUGGGAGUCGCGGAGGCCGAGGAGAGCGAAGAGGAGGAGGUCCUGUUCACGUCGGAGAGCGAGUCCUCAGAGGCGUCGACGUCGGUGGCGCCAACGCCCAAGGCGGAGCCCAAGGCGCCGAAGGCCAAGGCGGAGGCGCCAAAGCCAAAGCCGAGAGACGCAGCCGCGGCCGCGGCCGCCGCGCCUACGCCGCCAGCGCCGAAGGCCAAGGCUCCCCAAGCGAAGGCGGAGCCCGGCAAAACGAAGGCGAAGAAAGCGGAGACGGAGACGGAGGCGGAAACUCCCAAGCCGCAGCAAGCGGAGCCGCCCCCUUCGAAGCUGCCAGCGGAAUCGGCAGAAAGGGCGAAGGCCGAGCCGAAGCAGGCGAAGCCGGUCCCCGUGCCGGAGCCGCCGGAGCCGCCGGAGCCCAAGGCCGAGCCGAAGCCGAAGCCGCCGGCACCGCCGGCACCGGCGGCGGCUGCCGCGGCAGGAGAGCUGGCAGCGGCCCAGCCCCAGCCGAAGGCGACGAAGGAGCUGCCAAAGCAGCAGACUCCGAAGCCUCCGAUGGCUCCGAAGAAACCAGAGCCAAAAGCGACUCCGAAGCCGGAGCCUAAGGCCAAAACGGUGGCAAAGCCGAAGGCGCAGGCUCCAAAGCCCAAAGUGCCAGCUGCAACGGAGAAGGAACCGAAAGCAGCCACGCCAGCAACGCAACCAAGCGUCGGUGCUGGAAAGAAUGGGGAAGAGAUGGAGAUGAGGCUGCGUGUGCUGAAACGCAAGCUGCUGGGAGACUCUGCUGUGGCAGCAACGACCGCUGUGGCGAAGCUCCAAGCGAGGCUUCUAAGGCUGAAGGCGGAGGAGCAGAAAAUCGCACUGACCACCGAGGAACUGGAGGCGCAGUUGGGAUGCGUGAAGGCCGAGCUGGAGACGGCUUUGGCCAAGCGGCGAAAAUGCGAGGAGGAGUUCGGCUCUCACGACCGACUCAAGGUGCUCGAAGGCCGUCCGGGCCCGCAGUACCUCGAAAGGCUCUUCGGCAAUCUGGCAGCAAUGUUCGUCGGACAUGCAGCGGGGCAAGUGCUCCAGUUCCCUGCAAAGUUGAGAGGUCACGAGGCAGAUAGACCGAUGGAGCGGGACGCGUCGAAGCCACCGGCCAGGCGGCGACGCAUCGACUGGGCAGCAAAGUCGCAAGCGUGGCAAGAGACCCUCAUCCCGAGUGCCGCUUCGACAUGCUCGGAGAGGAGAGAGCUGGCGCUGCCUGUUCAAAACGAGGACCUCACUCACCUCGCAGCUUCGCAGGCACGGCUGCUGCCUGCUUCGCCCAAAGUGGCGCUUGCCAGCUGCACACGCGGGUGCCGGCCAGCACGGCUGCGUGAAUGGCUUUUCUGGCAUUUGGCGAAGGGCAUCCGGCUCGUUCUUCUUCGCUGGGAGGGUGCAAUGGGCCCAGAACAAGAGGAGGUCAUCCGCGACCUGCGCGACAGCGGCUGCUUGAUCCUGCUGGAGUCCUCCUUGCAGGGCAAAGCGUCGAGCAGCUUCCAACGUGUUAUGACGCGUCAGAUCAGGUUUGUGCACAAAGCCAUUCGGGCAGCUCGAGCCCGGAGAUGCGACUUCCUGCUUCAUCUCGAUGAUGACGAGCUCCUCUUCCCAGAGACCGGCAGCAUCCCCGUGCUGCUGCGACAAUACGUGGGAAGCAGCAAGAGGUGUCUGCACUUCGAGAACCUCGAGGCAGUCUUUCCCUUCGACCUUCAGACAGACUGCCCCUUCUCGCGGCGCCUCACGCGCUUCAGGCCCUCUGUUUCAGAGAAACCACAAGAGGAGAUUCGGGACAUGGACUCGACGUGA
Symbiodinium sp. CCMP2456 is the source of this 9231-nucleotide messenger RNA. The record is from the annotation of a GenBank genome assembly. Lineage: Eukaryota; Dinophyceae; Suessiales; Symbiodiniaceae.